AUGGCCGACCCCUCUGAAACUCCCAAUCAUCCAGUUAAUCAGAAUGAUGAUGCAAGACUGAAUUUAACGGGCACCGAGUUACAGGCUAUGAUAGUUAUGGCUGUAAACAACGCUGUGGACCGUGCGUUGAAGGAACACAAGCGAAAGUCCGAUGACACCCCGAGUAAGGGUUGUAAAAAAGGUAAGGCCAGUCCAAACUGUAGCCAGUUCAAGCCAAAGGAGGCAAAACCCGAGUGUAAAACCUGCGGGAAGAAGCACUUUGGAAAGUGUUUCUAUGAGCAGACCAAGGGAUGUGUCAUCUGCAAAGAGGUGGAUCCCGAGACCCAUAAAUGCAAGGACUCAAAAGACAACCAGCAGUUAGGUAAAAAGACCAAAUGCAAAAUCUGUAAGAAAAACCACCACGGGAAAUGCAGAUUUAAAUCCCGACCUUUAUCCUGUGGAAUCUGCAAGACCAAGGAGCAUAAGACCUUGGAUUGUCCGAAGUUGGGAGACGCAACCUGCUAUGGUUGCAAAGAAAUAGGGCACAUCAAAACUAACUGCCCGAAUAAAACCGAGAAGCCUGGGAAAACUAAGAAGAACAACGCUGGAAACUCUCAAGUGGAUGCUCAAGAAGCUAAUCAGGAUGCCAAUACCGCAACAGGUAAUUCCUUUAUCAUUAACGCUCAUGCUAGAGUAUUACUUAAUUGA
Helianthus annuus (common sunflower) is the source of this 687-nucleotide messenger RNA. RefSeq names its product zinc finger protein GIS2-like. The transcript has a single exon. Bases 1 to 687 code for a protein of 228 amino acids. Lineage: Eukaryota; Viridiplantae; Streptophyta; Magnoliopsida; Asterales; Asteraceae. The record is from RefSeq and is a predicted model, not a curated record. Gene Ontology annotation, molecular function: nucleic acid binding; zinc ion binding.